Molecule: messenger RNA, 1148 nt
Organism: Gastrolobium bilobum
Lineage: Eukaryota; Viridiplantae; Streptophyta; Magnoliopsida; Fabales; Fabaceae
Exons: 4
Coding region: 195-1148 (317 amino acids)
Source: RefSeq, a predicted model, not a curated record
CUGGUCAAUGACUCUCUCUGUUCUCUAAUCUGUCGCUCUGCAACAAUUGACAGCAACACUAACACUACUUCAUCCAUCAUCGACCAAUCAUUUCAUUUUCCCUGCAUAAUCGAUCAAACUCAACACUGAUUCUCCUUAACUUUCUCGAAACAACAUAAUUUUUUAUCCAAAAAAAAAAAAAAAAAGCACACAAGAUGGCUAGAUGUUUCAGCUUCACUGCUUCGCGUGACAGGUGCUUCCGCUACUCCUUCUCGAACGCGGGUCUCAAAUCCACCACCACAGAUCUCGGCGAUGGCACCAUUAUGCAUUGCUGGGUCCCCAAGACCCACAACGAUUCCAAGUCUUCCCUCCUUCUCAUCCACGGUUUCGGAGCCAACUCAAUGUGGCAGUGGAGCGAGUUUAUUUCCCCACUCACACACCGCUUCAACGUCUACGUUCCAGACCUCGUUUUCUUCGGGGAAUCCUACACGACCCGACCCGAAAGAUCCGAAUCAUUCCAGGCCCACUGCGUCAUGGGUCUCCUUGAGGCUCACGGGGUCCGGAGAAUGAGCGUUGUCGGCAUAAGCUACGGCGGGUUCGUGGCGUACAGCAUGGCGGCGCAGUUCCCGGAGAGUGUGGAGAAGGUUGUGCUGUGUUGUGCUGGGGUGUGCUUUGAAGAGAAGGACAUGGAUGAAGGGAUGUUUAAGGUGAAGAGUGUUGAUGAAGCUGUGAGUAUUUUGCUUCCGCAAACGCCAGAAAAGAUGAGGCAGCUUCUGCAGCUCACGUUUGUUAAGCCUAUCAAAGUCAUGCCAUCUUGUUUCAUCAAUGAUUAUAUUGAUGUGAUGUGUACGGAAAACUUCCAGGAGAAGAAAGAACUAAUUGAAGCAUUACAUAAGGAUAGAAAACUGUCUGAUCUUCCUAAGAUAACCCAGCAUACACUAGUAAUUUGGGGAGAACAGGACCAGGUAUUUCCACUGGAAUUAGCUCACAGACUGAAAAGGCUUCUGGGAGAGAAGGCACAGCUAGUUGUUAUUAAGAAUGCAGGGCAUGCACUCAAUGUAGAGAAGCCCAAGGAGCUUUACAAGAAUUUUAAAUCCUUCCUCAUUGAUCCCAUUACUCCAUCUUUGCAAGAAAACCAUAGUAAUGGUAAUGGUCGCAAGGUGGACUAG